AUGCCCACCGAGACCCUGACACCGCUGGCAGAUAGCAAGCCCCCCGGCCACGGGGCGGCCUUUGCCUCCACCGUCCCCCUGCGCAUACUCAACAAAGGGCCCGACUACUUCCGGCGCCAGGUGGAGCCCAACCCUAAGCGGCUGAGCGCUGUGGAGCGGCUGGAGGCGGACAAGUCGAAGUACGUCAAGAGCCAGGAGGUCAUCAACGCCAAGCAGGAGCCUGUUAAGCCCCCGCUGCUGGCCAAGCCGCCUGUCUGCCCUGCCGUGGCUAAGAGAGGGGCGAAUGGGGGCGGUGGUGGUGGGGUGGACCUCAAGGCAUCCAACAACAACUCCAAGUCAGACACGUGCACCACCACCAGCAAACGGGAGAACCUCAACCUGGAGAUCCUUAAGAACCUCCUGAACAGCUCCGGCUCGACCUCUGAAGGCCACGCUAAGAGCGCUACUCUAAAGCCCGGGGCCAGGAGCUGGGCCCCCCACCGCUCCAUCCCCACCACAACGGACUGCUCUGAGCCCACCAGCCUCUGUUCCUUCUCCGAGUCCCUCAAGGUGCCUCCCCCUGUACCCGGCCGACGGAGCCCACAGGGGGGCAACCUGAACCUCAGCCGCCGCCUGCUGGAGGAGCGGGGCGAGGGCGACCGCUCACCCCUCCACACCUCCCACAGCUCUUCCGACAUCCGCAGGCUAUGCAACGGUAAGUCUCUAAGGGCGGCCCGAAGUAGCAGCAGCUCCGCACCUCCCUUACCCCCCAAGCCCAGCCCCAAAGUCCUUGCCCCCCUCUGCGACAACGCCCCCCAGGCCCCUGAGAGCGAGGCCACCACCACGCCGCCCUCCUCUGCCGCCCCAGCUGAGCAGUUGGAGCUAGCGCUGGGGAGCUCUGUGGCCCGCCGGCCGUCCCUGCAUCGCUCCAAGUCGGACCUGAGCGACCGUUACGCACGAGCCGGCGCCGACGUGGAGCGCUUCUUUAACUACUGUGGGCUGGACCCCGAGGAGCUGGAGAGUGUGGGCGUAGAGAGCUUCGCCCGUGCCAACUCCGACAUCAUCUCCCUCAACUUCCGCAGCGCCAGCAUGAUCAGCUCGGACUGCGACCAAUCACGGCACAGCAACGAAGACAUGACGGACGAGGAGGAAGAUGCAAGCGAACGCGUGCCUUACGGGAUCUCGGCCGUAGAACGCAACGCCCGCGUCAUCAAAUGGCUGUACAGCAUCAAACAGGCACGCGAGUCACAGAAAGUAUCUCAUGUCUAA
Molecule: messenger RNA, 1248 nt
Organism: Salvelinus namaycush (lake trout)
Lineage: Eukaryota; Metazoa; Chordata; Actinopteri; Salmoniformes; Salmonidae
Product: protein FAM110B-like
Exons: 1
Coding region: 1-1248 (415 amino acids)
Source: RefSeq, a predicted model, not a curated record